This is a messenger RNA of Morchella importuna, 492 nucleotides long. RefSeq lists its product as uncharacterized. Bases 1 to 492 code for a protein of 163 amino acids. The transcript has 3 exons. NCBI's taxonomy places the organism in Eukaryota, Fungi, Ascomycota, Pezizomycetes, Pezizales, Morchellaceae. The record is from RefSeq and is a predicted model, not a curated record.
AUGUCUGCUGCCACUGCCCCCGCUGCCGGUGAUAUCAUCAGAAUUCCCGCACACACCGCCGAGUGCGAGAAAGACAACCGCCGCAUUGCCUGGAAGCAAACUAUGAUGGAAAGAUCCGAGAUGUACUACACCGUUCAUGGCACCAACAUCUCUAAGAACAACACCGAUGUCAUUCUUUUUGUUCAGGGCAACUGGUACAAUUCUGGCGCUAGUCCUGCUGAGCAUGUUUCAAAAAUUGGCAAGGCCGUUGAUGGUUCCUACGAAAUCAAGCUCGAUGCAAAGUUCCAAUAUGGUCAGAAGAACAAGGAGGGCGAAAACCGUUUCCUUGUCUACCACAACAAGGCCAACAAGCCUUACCAGCACCGUUUCAUGGCCACUCUCAUUCAAGGUCAAGUCGCAGAAUGGGCCAAAAAGCUCAUCCCCGUCGCACAAGCCCAGGAUGGCUUGGCGCUGAUGACUUCCAUCUUCGGUGACUACUUGCACACCUACUAA